CGACGACUAGUACACGAUUCCAGGGAGGACUGUCAUUGGUCCCUCCUUCCAUUCGUCGUUCUAUGGCCGCCGACAUCAAGGCAUCGAACCCCGCCUCUAUUGUGCAGAGCAUCCUUAUUCCUGGCAACAAAUCACCUUCCAAAUCU
Molecule: messenger RNA, 146 nt
Organism: Acaulospora colombiana
Lineage: Eukaryota; Fungi; Glomeromycota; Glomeromycetes; Diversisporales; Acaulosporaceae
Source: the annotation of a GenBank genome assembly